This is a messenger RNA of Pezoporus occidentalis (night parrot), 905 nucleotides long. It is a transcript of the gene POLE4, whose product is annotated as DNA polymerase epsilon 4, accessory subunit. Bases 1 to 531 code for a protein of 176 amino acids. The transcript is spliced from 4 exons. NCBI's taxonomy places the organism in Eukaryota, Metazoa, Chordata, Aves, Psittaciformes, Psittacidae. The record is from RefSeq and is a predicted model, not a curated record. Gene Ontology annotation, cellular component: epsilon DNA polymerase complex; nucleus. Gene Ontology annotation, biological process: DNA-templated DNA replication. Gene Ontology annotation, molecular function: protein heterodimerization activity.
AUGGGGGCCCAAGGCCUGCGCCCGGCGCGGGGCCCAGAGGCGGUGCUGGGGGGGCCGCGGGGCGCCCCAGGCAGGGCCGGGCCGGGCCGAGCCGAGCGCCGGGGCCUUCCCCGCCCGUUCCCCCCGCUCCGCCCGCGGGUCCCGCGCAGGCGCGGCGCGGGGCGCGGGAUGGCGGCGGCGGCGGGCGCCGUGGCCGCAGCGGUGCCGGGGCCGGUGGCGGGGCCCGGGGCGGACGCGGCGGGGCCGGGGGAGGAGGCGGCGGGGCCGGGGUGCCCGGGCCCGGCCCGCGGGGCGCGGCUGCCGCUGGCGCGGGUGAAGGCGCUGGUGAAGGCGGACCCGGACGUGAGCCUGGCGAGCCACGAGGCCGUGUUCGUGCUGGCGCGGGCCACGGAGCUGUUUGUUGAGACCAUCGCCAAAGAUGCUUACGUGUACGCUCAGCAAGGAAAAAGGAAAACUCUGCAGAGAAAAGACCUGGAUAACGCCAUUGAAGCUAUUGAUGAAUUUGCUUUUUUGGAAGGUACUUUGGAUUGAGCUGGACAGCGAUGGAGCAGUAGAGAGAUGGACACAGGGUGCCAAACAGGAUGUUGAGAGUUCAAACAUGGUUCUUAGAACUGAGAACCUGAAAUGGCAGCCAUCGUAUUUUGUAUGAAGUUUGUCAUUGUAAGCUCUUUAUUUAAAAUGCAUCAUUUUCUUAAUUCCUUUUUCCAUAACUUUCUGAGUCAUUUCCUGGUGUCCUCCUGCCUGCGUGGGGGCUGCUCAGAGCUCUCACCAGGUCCCUGCAGCACCUGAGAGCUGUGAGUGGAGGGUGGCUAAGCUCCAGCAUGGGCAAUGGUUUGCAAUGGAACUGUGUUUAAUUUGUACAUGUCUGUUUCUUGGCCAAACACGAUUCAUUUCUUUUUAAUAUA